AUGGCAACAACGGUUAUAUUCUUCAGCCUCACACUCGUCGCUUUCUUCGCUACCUUAACCACAACCACCACCACUGCCCAAAACACCACUGGGUUAGAGAUUCAAGCCUUAAUCGCUUUCAAGCGCAGCCUCCAUGACCCUCUCGGUUCCCUCGACGGUUGGGACCCUUCUACGCCCUCCGCACCCUGCGACUGGCGCGGCAUUCUCUGCCACAACAAUCGAGUUCAUCACCUCCGUCUUCCCCGUCUCCAACUCGCCGGGCAACUCGCUCCUUCCCUCUCCAAUCUCCUUCAACUCCGCAAACUCAGCCUCCAUUCCAACAAUCUCAACUCCUCCAUCCCUUCCUCCCUCUCCCAAUGCCUCUUCCUCCGCGCCGUUUACCUCCACAACAACCGCCUCUCCGGCCACCUUCCUCCGCCGCUCCUCAACCUUACCAACCUCCAAAUCCUUAACCUCGCCCGCAACCUCUUCACUGGAAAAAUCCCUGGCCACCUCUCCUUCUCCCUUCGCUUCCUUGACCUCUCCGACAACGCCUUCUCCGGAGACAUUCCGUCCAACUUCUCCUCCAAAUCUCAGCUCCAGCUCAUCAACCUCUCCUACAACGGCUUCACCGGAGGAAUACCUGCCUCCGUCGGAAUGCUGCAGAAUCUUCAGUAUUUAUGGUUGGACUCCAACCACAUUCACGGAACCCUACCUUCGGCUAUUGCAAACUGUACCUCUCUGGUGCACCUCACCGCAGACGAUAACGCACUCACCGGACUUUUUCCUCCCACCCUGGGAACCAUGCAGAAGCUUCAAGUGCUUUCGAUUUCGCGGAACCAGCUUUCCGGUUCGGUCCCCGCCUCCGUGUUUUGCAAUGCGCACCUGCGAAGCGUGACGCUCGGGUUCAAUUCCUUCACGGGCUUGUCCGCGCCGCAAAGUGGGAAAUGCGACAGCGUUUUGGAGGUUUUGGAUGUUAAAGAGAAUCGCAUUGUUCACGCGCGAUUUCCCUCGUGGUUGACCCGCGCGACGACGUCGUUGAAGGCUCUUGACCUUUCUGGAAACUUCUUUACCGGUUUUCUGCCGGUUGAUAUUGGGAACUUUUUAGCGUUGGAAGAGUUCAGAGUGGCGAAUAAUUUGUUAUCCGGUGGAGUUCCGCGUAGCAUUGUGAACUGCAGGUUGUUAGAGGUUCUUAAUCUUGAGGGAAACCGGUUCUCUGGGUUGAUUCCUGGGUUUCUCGGGGAAAUGAGAAACCUGAAGGAGUUGUCUCUUGCGGGUAACCUUUUUACCGGUUCGGUUCCUUCUAGUUUUGGAACGCUUUCUGCACUCGAGACGCUUAAUUUAAGCGACAAUAAGUUAACCGGUGUGGUGCCUAAGGAGAUCAUGACACUGGGGAACUUGAGUGAAUUGAAUCUCAGCAAUAACAAGUUUUCGGGUCAAGUUUGGUCUAACAUUGGGGACAUGAUGGGUUUGCAGGUUCUUAAUUUGAGUCAGUGUGGGUUUUCGGGAAGGGUUCCUGCUUCGUUGGGGAAUUUAAUGAGACUAACGGUGCUGGAUUUGAGCAAGCAGAACCUCUCGGGUGAGUUGCCCCUUGAGGUUUUUGGGUUACCUAGUCUGCAAGUUGUGGCACUUCAAGAGAACCGUUUGAGUGGUAAUGUUCCUGAGGGGUUCAGCAGCAUAGUUAGUCUGCGAUAUCUUAAUCUCAGCUCUAAUGAAUACGUGGGUGACAUUCCAAUAACUUACGGAUUCCUUAGUUCUUUAGCGGUUCUCUCACUGUCUCACAAUGGUGUUUCUGGUGAAAUACCCCCCGAGAUUAGUGGUUGUUCGCAGCUCGAAGUAUUGCAGUUGCAGUCAAAUUUUCUAGAGAGUAACAUUCCUGGUGACAUCUCUCGGCUCGCUCGUUUAAAGGAGCUUAAUUUGGGGCACAAUAGAUUGAAAGGUGAUAUCCCAGAUGAGAUAUCAGAGUGUUCUGCUUUGAGUUCACUCUUGUUGGGUGGUAAUCACUUCACGGGUCACAUUCCAGGUUCCUUGUCAAAACUGUCAAAUUUGACCGUGUUGAACCUUUCUUCAAAUCAUUUGAAAGGGGAAAUUCCGGUUGAAUUGUCAAGCAUUUCUGGUUUGAAGUAUUUAAAUGUGUCUAGUAAUAAUCUUGAGGGUCAGAUUCCAUACGGGCUUGGUGCCAGAUUCAAUGUCCCUUCCGCGUUUGCAAUGAACCAAGGUCUAUGCGGGAAGCCCUUGCAAAGAGAAUGUGCAAAGGUGAGAAGGAGAAAGAAGAGAAGGCUAAUAAUGUUGAUUGGCGUGGCAGUGGCUGGUUUAUGCCUUUUGGCGUUGUGUUGUUGUGGGUAUGUUUACAGCCUCUUGAGGUGGCGGAAGAAGCUUAGAGAAGGGGUGACCGGUGAGAAGAAACGGAGCCCUUCAACAAGUGCAGGUAGUAGAGGGAGUGGGGAAAACGGAGGACCAAAGCUAGUGAUGUUCAACAACAAGAUCACGUACGCGGAGACAUUGGAAGCAACGAGAAACUUUGACGAAGAGAACGUCUUAAGCAGGGGAAGAUAUGGCCUCGUGUUCAAAGCCUCCUUCCAAGAUGGAAUGGUUCUCUCCAUUCGUCGCUUCGUUGAUGGGUUCUUAGACGAGGUUAACUUCCGCAAGGAAGCAGAAUCACUGGGCAAAGUGAAGCAUCGAAACUUAACAGUUCUGCGUGGCUACUAUGCAGGCCCACCUGAUGUGCGACUUCUUGUGUACGAUUACAUGCCCAAUGGAAACCUUGGUACACUGCUUCAAGAGGCGUCUCAGCAAGAUGGCCAUGUGCUGAAUUGGCCAAUGCGUCACCUCAUUGCACUAGGAAUUGCGCGAGGGCUAGCUUUCUUGCACUCGGUGCCCAUAGUUCAUGGUGAUGUGAAGCCUCAAAAUGUUCUUUUUGAUGCAGAUUUUGAAGCCCAUUUGUCUGAAUUUGGGUUGGAGCGGUUGACAGUCGCAGUUCCCGCAGAAGCAUCCUCGUCGUCCACUCCAGUUGGGUCCUUGGGGUAUGUUUCACCAGAAGCUGUAUCGAGUGGGGUGGCUACAAAGGAGGGUGAUGUUUACAGCUUUGGGAUAGUGUUGUUGGAGAUACUAACGGGGAAGAAACCGGUGAUGUUCACGGAAGAUGAGGACAUAGUGAAAUGGGUGAAAAAGCAGUUACAAAGGGGCCAAAUAUCGGAGUUGUUGGAGCCAGGGUUGCUUGAGCUAGACCCAGAGUCAUCGGAAUGGGAAGAGUUCUUGUUGGGUGUGAAAGUGGGUCUCCUGUGCACAGCAACGGAUCCUCUUGAUCGACCAUCUAUGUCUGACGUUGCUUUCAUGCUCCAAGGUUGCCGGGUCGGACCGGAAAUCCCAUCAUCAGCUGAUCCCACAACACUGCCUUCUCCUGCUUGA
Molecule: messenger RNA, 3387 nt
Organism: Sphenostylis stenocarpa
Lineage: Eukaryota; Viridiplantae; Streptophyta; Magnoliopsida; Fabales; Fabaceae
Source: the annotation of a GenBank genome assembly